GUUAACCCGAUUCGAAACAAAACAGAACACAGCUCAAAGAAAUCCCCCACCUGUUCACCAAAAUGCCUAUCUUCACAAGCUCCACUCCAACCAAAGCUAUUUCCAUGGCAACCCAAAACAUCUACUUUCUUACAAAAUCAACCAAACCCUCAUUAACCCACUUCAGACAUCUAGCUUGCUAUGCUUCUGCGGCUUCUUUAUAUCCCCAACGUUUGGAGCCAAACCCACCUGACCUAAUCAGCUGGGUCAAGAAAGAAGGGGGGUUUGUGCACCCUUCUGUUAGAAUAGCUGAAAAUGGUCAGUUUGGCCUUGGUUUAGUGGCUGGUGAUGAUAUUGCAAGUAGGUCUGAUCUUAUUGGCCUUCCUAAGCAUGUUCCGUUGCGGUUCGGAUUGAGUGAUGGGGAUGGUGGGGAUAAUGGUGACUCUGUUUUGGCCAAUGUGGCUCGGCAAGUGCCAGAGGAGCUGUGGGCAAUGAGGCUGGGAUUAAAACUUCUGCAAGAAAGGGCAAAAGUUGGUUCGUUCUGGUGGCCAUACAUCAGUAAUCUCCCAGAAACAUACAAUGUACCAAUUUUCUUUCCUGGAGAAGAUAUCAAGAAUCUGCAGUAUGCUCCUCUUCUUUAUCAGGUGAACAAGAGAUGUCGGUUUCUUCUUGAUUUUGAGAAAGAGCUGAAACGUGUACUUAGAAAUUUGACGUCAAAUGAUCAUCCUUUUGGAAGCCAGGACGUUGAUGCAUCCUCCCUUGGAUGGGCCAUGUCAGCGGUUUCAUCUCGAGCAUUUCGCUUGUAUGGAAAAAAGCUUCAAGAUGGGACCCACAGUAAUGUGCCUAUGAUGCUUCCACUUAUCGAUAUGUGCAACCACAGCUUUAAUCCAAAUGCUGAAAUAGUUCAGGAACAGGGCAAUGUGAAUGCCAAGAUGCUAGUAAAGGUGGUUGCUGGAACUGAUAUCAAACAAAAUGAUCCUUUGGUACUCAAUUAUGGUGGUUUGAACAACGAUCUUUUUCUUCUAGAUUAUGGAUUCGUGAUACCCUCAAAUCCCUAUGAUUGCAUUGAACUCAAGUAUGACGGAGCUCUUCUGGAUGCUGCAAGCAUGGCUGCAGGAGUUUCAUCCCCCAAUUUUUCUACACCAGCUCCUUGGCAAAAAGAUGUAUUAUUGAAGCUAAAUCUAGAUGGAGAAAGUCCUCUUCUUAAGGUAAGCUUGGGAGGCCCAGAACUAAUGGAGGGCCGAUUGUUGGCUGCCCUUAGAGUUCUACUUGAAAGGGAUAUGGAAAAGGUACAAGACCAUGAUCUGGAUACGCUCAAGUCAUUAUCAGUCGAGGCACCUAUGGGAAUACCAAAUGAAGUGGCUGUCCUUCGCACUUGUAUUGCACUUUGUGUAAUUGCACUUGAACACUUCCCAACAAAGUUGAUGGAGGAUGAAGCAUUAUUAAAGAAAGACAUUUCUGAUACAGCUGAGUUGGCUAUUCAGUUCAGAAUCCAAAAGAAGUCGAUAAUAAUAGAUGUAAUGAGAGAUCUUACGAGGAGGGUAAAGUUACUUUCUUCUCAGGAGUCUGUUGCCUCUUAAGUUUGACAAGUGUUUGUACAAUUGUACCCACAAGUGUUGGACACGGGUACUAAAGGUGAAAUAAAAGCAGAGGUAGCAUAGGCUAUUACCCUCUUCAAUAGCUUCCUUAGUCGCAUGCAUUCAUCUUAUUGUAAUUUCUUGGCAAAAAUAGUGUUUUACUCAAGUUAUAAAGUCGAGUUUAUGUUGGCUUUUGAGAUGGCUUGUAAUCUGUAGUGUACUAGUGUUGUUUAGGACUUUCCAAGGCGUGAUUUUAGAUGUUCAAAGCUCUAAUGAUCCACAAUGAGUUGGAGAGUUAUUUUGUUUAGUUUUUUCUGUAAAGGGGAGUUGGAGAGUCUUUAAUACUCUCUUCGUGGAAUUAGAUUUGAGACCACAGAGUUCACUUUA
Molecule: messenger RNA, 1943 nt
Organism: Daucus carota subsp. sativus
Lineage: Eukaryota; Viridiplantae; Streptophyta; Magnoliopsida; Apiales; Apiaceae
Exons: 5
Coding region: 63-1559 (498 amino acids)
Biological process (GO): peptidyl-lysine monomethylation
Molecular function (GO): protein-lysine N-methyltransferase activity; protein binding
Source: RefSeq, a predicted model, not a curated record